AUGGCUUUUCAAGCCCCAGAGAGUGAAAUUGACCUGAAAAAUGUCCAACGCCAGCAAGAAGAAAAUCCUGUGCUUACCAAACUAAACAGUAUAAAGGCAAAAGGCAUUCUGAAUUAUGCAACCCACAAAGAAAAUGAACCUGAACUGCAAACCCUGACUUUCAAGCACACUACAAAGGCCCAAGAGAAGACAAGAAAGCGGCAGCAGCCUAUAAAGCUGGAGCCUCUGCCAGUGCUGAAAGUCUACCAAGAUCAUAAGCAGCCAGAAUACACAUAUGAACAGAAUCGACAACAACUAAUAAGAUCUGGGAUCCUUAAGCCAUCACCAAGCAUGAUGGAUAGGUCUUCGUUUACCAUUCAGGAGUCUCCAGAUGCUGUGAAAAGGAAGCAGGUCCAGCGAUCCUCUGCUGAAAUGUUCGCUCCUUCCCCUGCUAAAGUGCCACGCACGAGUAUUGGGAGAAGAGGGCUCUUCGGAAAGAGGUCUUCAACUUACCCUAAGUACAUCUUCCACGACCGAGAGGAAGUCGUUAAAGCCAACAUUAGAGAUCCUUUGCAAAUCAUCAAGAUCAUCCAUGAGAACGAGCAUCUCGGAUUCCUUUACAUGAUUUCUGCAGUGCCCAAGUCUUCCAUUGAAUACGAUACAUAUAAUCUAAAGGUCGUAAGUUAUGAGAACAUCAAUAAAAGUGACUACUAUACAAUUAGCAAAAAAGCAGUGACCCACGUUUACAAUGAUGACAUCGAGUUCAUCGAGAUCGAGCGAUGGGAACAGGAGUAUCUGUACCACAGAGAACUCACCAAGAUCCCCAUAUUCUCACUCUUCCGGAAAUGGAAGGCUUUCAGCGUUUGGAGGAAGAAUGUCCGCUCCAAAAAAAUCACCGGCUGUCGGAAAGCGCUACAAAAAAAUCUGUUCAUUGUUAAUCCUUAUCUGCGACCAGCUCUUCUUAAGAUUAAUGAGAUGUGCUACCAACUGAGUUUUAUGGGACUUUGUUAUAUUGAAAAAUUCCACACCUACACCCUGCAGGAGUUCAAGGCUGCGCAAAUCGUGCGACUACAGGAGGUCACAGAGCGCCUCGAUGAUUUCCGAAAUGAGGCGAAAAAUGUGGUCAGGCAGUCGUGCCGCUUCGCCUUACGUGCUGCGGGAUUUAUUCCUGAUGACUGUGUGUUCGAGCCCUAUGAGGACUACUUUAAGAUAAACAUUGCAAAUCUCGUUGAAGCACCAUUUGAUUUGCCAACUUAUGGAGAAUCUGAAAAAAUGACAUACACAGAACAGGCCAGCAAAAGACAUCACUGCACGAGGCUCACAUGCUUCAUCCGUCUGAAUGACUACCUAAUUCAGAACACCCUGCACGUCUUAACAGUAAACACUGCCAGCUCGCUUCUGAGUUUUCUCUCUGACAAACUCAAGCGAACGCCCUCAGCAGACAUUAUUCAGAAAUGGAUUACUGAAGAGAAGCCCGAAGUCACUGAGAAAAAGGGGGCUCCACUAAUGGAAAAGCAGGAAGAAGAUGAAUCUCUCAUCCCCAUGUUCCUCACGGAACUGAUUCUGACGGUGCAGUCACUACUCUUCGAGCCGUCUUUGGAAGAUUUUCUGGAUGGCAUUUCCGGGGCAAUUAAUCAUUUUCAAAACACUGUGUUGUCAGUUCCUAAUCUGGUGCCUGACUCAUACUUUGACGCCUUCACCAGCCCAUUCAUUAACAAGAAGCUGGAAGAGAAGACCUGUGGCCCCGGACCAAGCCUGUCAGCAGUGUUUGAAGAUGACAGGAAUUUACUCACCAUCAUCCUGCAAAUAAAGGAAACGAUCCACGCAGCGUUCGAAUCUGCGUGCUUGUAUGCAGCGACAUUUGAAAAGUUUCAGAUAUUCUUCAAGGAAAACGAGAGUCUUGAUCUGCAGGCACUGAAGCAGCAGGAGCCUGAUGUCAAAUUCUUCAGUACUCAGCUGGAAAAAUAUCACAAGCAACACAAGGACUCGGUAGCCCUGAGACCCACCCGAAACGUAGGCCUGCUGCUUAUUGACACCAAGCAGCUGAAAGAGAAACUAAUCCCAUCGCCGCUGCGGUGUUUGGAGGUACUAAAUGCCAUGCUUCCCCGUUUGAGCAAGAAAAAAGUGGAUGCCAUCAUCUCAGAGGCCCAAGAUGCGGAGUAUAAGCUCGAGUUUGUUCCAACCACGACCAUAGAGUACGUUAACAGCCUCGUCUUCCUUGACGAAAUCCAGGAGCGGAUCGAAAGCCUGGAGGAAGAAGGGAACAUAGUGAUUCAGAUGUACAAGCUCAUUGAGCAGUAUCAGGUGCCCACACCUCCUGAAGACUUCGCUGUUUUCGCCACUAUGAAGCCGUCCAUCACUGCCGUGCGGAACGCCAUUGACAAAUCAGUGGGUGAUCGAGAAUCAAGCAUUAAACAGUUUUGUCUGCACUUGGGUCGAGAUCUUGAAGAGCUCAACAACGAAGUAAACGAAGUCAAGCUGCUAGCACAGGACCCACAGAUCUUGGAUAUUUCUGCUGACCAGGAGAAAAUAAAGUUGAUGCUGAGUGAUCUGCAGUCCAUCCUGGAUGACCUUCAGAGACGUGCCUUUCAGUAUAAAUCCUACCAGAAGAAUUUCAAGGUGGAAGUAUCCAAAUUUGAUGCUUUGGAAGAAGUGAGUGCCGAGCUGAAGCUCAAGCAGCUGCUCUGGGACUCCCUGUCCGAGUGGGACAAACUCCAGCAGGAAUGGCUGAAGUCCAAAUUUGACUGCUUGGAUCCAGAAGCCCUAAACAGUCAAGUUACUAAAUACGCUAAAUUUGUGACGCAAUUGGAGAAGGGUUUGCCGCCCAACAAUGUGGUGCCCCAGCUCAAAUAUAAGGUGGAGAGGAUGAAAGAAAAGCUCCCUGUGAUCAUUGACUUGAGGAACCCAACACUGAAGGCGCGACACUGGGCAGCCAUUGAGCAAACUGUCGAUGCCCAGCUAGUGGAUGUUGAAAUUCCGCUGACCCUGGAGAGGCUGUCCGAACUACGUGUCUUUGAAUUUGGUCAAGAAAUCCAGGACAUAUCUGGACAGGCUUCUGGGGAAGCUGCCUUAGAGACAAUUCUUAAGAAGGUGGAAGAUUCUUGGAAAACAACUGAAUUUGUCAUUCUUCCUCACCGUGACUCUAAGGACGUAUUUAUCCUGGGUGGUACAGAUGACAUACAGGUCCUUCUUGAUGACAGCACCAUCAACAUUGCAACCAUCGCCUCAUCGCGGUACGUGGGCCCCCUGAAGUCUCGCGUGGAUGACUGGCAGAAACAACUUGCCUUAUUUAAUCAAACACUGGAAGAGUGGCUGAACUGUCAGAGAAACUGGCUCUACCUCGAAAGCAUCUUUAAUGCCCCAGAUAUUCAGAGGCAGCUGCCUGCGGAAGCCAAGAUGUUCCUUCAGGUGGAUAAGUCAUGGAAGGAAAUCAUGAGGAAGGUGAACCGGCUGCCUAAUGCGCUCCGAGCUGCUACUCAGCCAGGGCUUCUGGAGACUUUUCAAAACAAUAAUGCAUUGCUUGACCAAAUUCAGAAGUGUCUGGAGGCAUAUUUAGAGUCGAAGAGAGUUAUCUUUCCAAGGUUUUACUUCCUGUCAAAUGAUGAGCUCCUAGAGAUUUUGGCCCAGACACGAAAUCCACAAGCUGUGCAGCCUCAUCUAAGGAAAUGCUUCGACUCCAUUUCAAAGCUCGAGUUUGCACUCAUGCCUCCUACAGAAGGGAAAAUUCCUGGCAUCGAAACUGAGCCAGAAAGGGUCUUCACCAAUGAUAUUUUGGCAAUGCUGUCGCCUGAGGGAGAGAGGGUCAGCCUGGGGAAGGGCCUCAAGGCGAGAGGCAAUGUGGAAGAAUGGCUCGGCAAGGUGGAGGAAGCCAUGUUCACAGCCCUCCGCCGUCUGUGCAAGGCUGCCAUCGCUGACUACCAGGGGAAGCCCAGGACAGAGUGGGUGACUGCUGGCCACCCUUCCCAAGUGAUCCUGACCAUUUCUCAGAUCAUGUGGUGCCGGGAUCUGACCGAGGGUCUAGAAUCUGAAGGGAGUCACUUAGAGGCCCUGGAAGAGUUUGAAAAAGUCAAUUUUGAGAGAUUAAACGCCCUGGCUGCACUAGUUCGAGGUUCUCUUCCUAGGUUGCACAGAAACAUCAUAACUGCAUUGAUUACCAUUGAUGUGCAUGCAAGAGAUAUAGUUACUGAGCUGGUUCAAACCAAGGUAGACACAGCCGACUCCUUUGACUGGCAGAGACAACUGCGCUAUUAUUGGGAUGUAGACCUGGAUAAUUGUGUGGCUAGAAUGGCGCUCUCCCAGUACACCUAUGGCUACGAGUAUUUAGGAGCAUGCCCAAGACUGGUCAUCACUCCUCUCACAGAUCGUUGCUAUCUUUGCCUUAUGGGGGCUUUGCAGCUUGAUCUUGGAGGCGCACCUGCCGGGCCUGCUGGCACUGGGAAAACAGAGACCACCAAGGACCUAGCAAAAGCCCUCGCCAUCCAGUGUGUGGUCUUCAACUGCUCUGAUGGUUUGGACUACAAGAUGAUGGGGCGCUUCUUCAGUGGCUUGGCGCAGUCGGGGGCCUGGUGCUGCUUCGACGAAUUCAACCGAAUUGACAUUGAGGUCUUGUCGGUCAUUGCCCAGCAACUCAUCACCAUCAGGAAUGCCAAGGCUGCCAAGCUGUCCAGAUUCAUGUUUGAGGGCCGGGAAAUCAAGCUCGUCAUGACCUGUGCCGCUUUCAUCACCAUGAACCCCGGCUACGCUGGCAGAACGGAACUGCCGGACAACCUGAAAGCCCUGUUCAGACCGUUCGCCAUGAUGGUUCCCAAUUACGCGCUGAUCGCAGAGGUAAUUCUGUAUUCGGAAGGCUUUGAAUCCAGUAAGAUACUAGCAAGAAAGAUGACGCAGAUGUACAAGCUCUGCAGUGAGCAGUUGUCCCAGCAGGAUCACUAUGACUUCGGCAUGAGAGCAGUCAAGUCCGUACUGGUCAUGGCUGGAUCUCUAAAAAGAGAGAACCCAGACCUAAGUGAAGAUGUAGUCCUCAUCAGAGCUCUACGCGACUCCAACUUGCCGAAAUUCUUAACAGAUGAUGCUCUCCUGUUCAGUGGGAUCAUAUCUGAUCUUUUUCCUGGAGUCCAAAUCCCGGAACACGACUAUGGCAUUCUGCAGUCGACAAUCGUGGACGUCAUGAUUGGACAAAACCUUCAGCCGGAGUUGUGUAUGGUCAAGAAGGUGAUACAGUUGUACGAAACUAUGCUGGUGAGGCACGGCGUUAUGUUAGUCGGACCGACAGGAGGGGGCAAGACCACAGUUUAUCAAGUAUUAGCAGAAACUUUAGGGAAUCUGGAAAAGCUCAACACAGGCAACUCUUUCUAUCAGCCUGUAAAAACCUACGUUCUUAACCCGAAAUCGAUCACUAUGGGUGAGUUGUAUGGGGAGGUCAAUAACAUAACCUUGGAAUGGAAGGAUGGUUUGAUGGCACUCAGCGUCCGAGCAGCCGUGAACGAUACUUCCGAAGAUCAUAAAUGGAUAAUCAGUGAUGGACCGGUGGAUGCUCUCUGGAUUGAAAAUAUGAACACAGUGUUGGACGACAACAAGAUGCUGUGCCUGGCUAACAGCGAAAGGAUUAAACUCACUCCUCAGAUCCACAUGCUUUUUGAGGUACAAGAUCUCAGAGUGGCCUCUCCUGCGACUGUCAGCAGAUGUGGAAUGGUGUUUGUGGAUCCGGAAGAACUCAAGUGGAUGCCUUAUGUUAAAACAUGGAUGGACAAAAUGUCCAAAAGACUGAAUGAAGAAACCCAAGAAUAUUUACUGAACCUUUUCAGUCGUUAUGUUGAGGAAGGGUUACAAUUCAUCAACAAAAAAUGCAGCCAAGCCAUCCCGCAGGUGGACAUCAGCAAAGUGACCACACUCUGCUGCCUACUGGAGUCUUUGCUGCUUGCCAAAGAUGGAAGUAUCCUGUCAAUGGAGCAAAUGAAGCUGAACACGUUACUGUGCCAGACUUUCGUGUUCUGUUAUUUGUGGUCUCUGGGCGGAAACUUAACUGAAAAUUACUGGGAUUCUUUCGAUACAUUUAUUAGAACACAAUUUGAUGAUAAUCCUGACGCGAGGCUGCCCAGUUCUGGAGAUCUGUGGAGCAUUCAUGUAGACUUUGACACCAAACGCUUGGACCCCUGGGAACGUAUCAUACCCACCUUCAAGUACAGCAAGGAUGUCCCAUUCUUUGAGAUGCUCGUCCCUACAACAGACACAGUGCGCUAUGGCUAUCUAAUGGAAAAGCUGCUGGCAGUCAAGCAUUCGGUGUUGUUUACCGGAACAACUGGAGUUGGCAAGUCUGUUAUUGCAAAAGGAUUGCUGAACAGAAUUCAAGAAUCAGCAGGCUAUGUCCCUGUUUACCUGAAUUUUUCUGCCCAAACGUCCUCUGCAAGGACACAAGAGAUCAUUGAGUCAAAACUGGAAAGAAAAAGAAAAAAUAUUCUAGGAGCGCCAGGAAAUAAGCGUGUUGUGAUUUUUGUUGAUGAUCUGAAUAUGCCCCGACUGGAUCGCUAUGGCUCCCAACCACCAAUUGAAUUGCUUCGGCAGUAUCAAGAUUUUGGUGGAUUUUAUGAUAGAAACAAACUCUUUUGGAAAGAAAUACAGGACGUAACAAUCGUAUCAGCAUGUGCACCUCCAGGAGGGGGCCGCAACCCUGUGACACCCCGCUUCAUCCGACACUUCAGCAUGAUGUGCCUCCCAAUGCCCUCAGAGCACAGUCUAAAGCAGAUUUUCCAGGCCAUCUUGAAUGGCUUCCUGAAUGACUUCCCACCAGCUGUAAGGCAAACUUCAUCGAACAUUGUGGAAGCUGCAGUUGAGAUUUACAACAGGAUGAGCAUCGAUCUCCUACCAACCCCAGCCAAGUCCCAUUACGUCUUUAACCUGAGAGAUUUAUCCAAGUGUGUGCAAGGUAUUCUCCAAUGUGAUCCAGGAACAAUAAGAGAAGAAAUUCAGAUAUUUAGACUGUUUUGCCAUGAAUGUCAACGAGUGUUCCAUGAUCGAUUGAUCAAUAAUGAAGACAAACACUACUUCCAUGUUAUUUUGACAGAAAUGGCCAACAAGCACUUUGGAAUAGCAAUUGACCUGGGAUAUUUUUUAAGCAAGCCUAUCAUCUUUGGUGAUUUCAUUAAGUUUGGAGCAGAUAAGUCUGACCGCAUCUACGAUGAUUUGCCUGACAUGGAGAAAAUUGGGAAUGUCCUGCAGGACUAUCUUGAUGACUAUAACCUCACAAACCCUAAGGAAGUAAAGCUGGUGUUCUUCCAGGAUGCCAUAGAGCACGUGUCAAGGAUUGCACGGAUGAUCCGCCAAGAAAGAGGCAACGCCCUGCUGGUCGGGGUAGGAGGCACAGGAAAGCAGUCCCUCACAAGACUCGCAGCUCACAUAUGUGGUUACAAGUGCCUGCAGAUUGAACUUAGCCGAGGGUAUAAUUAUGACAGUUUCCAUGAAGACCUGAGGAAGUUGUACAAGAUGGCUGGUGUGGAAGACAAAAAUAUGGUUUUCCUUUUCACAGAUACCCAGAUCGUUGUAGAAGAGUUCCUUGAAGACAUAAAUAACAUUCUAAAUUCGGGAGAAGUGCCUAAUUUAUUCGAAAAGGAUGAGCUGGAGCAGGUUUUAGCAGCCACCCGACCAAAAGCAAAGGAAGUUGGCAUUUCUGAGGGGAACAGAGAUGAGGUGUUUCAGUAUUUCAUCAGCAGAGUGCGGCAGAAACUGCACAUUGUUCUCUGCAUGAGUCCCGUUGGCGAGGCCUUCAGGUCCCGGUGCCGGAUGUUUCCAUCCCUGGUGAACUGCUGCACCAUCGACUGGUUUGUCCAGUGGCCCAGAGAAGCACUUCUGUCCGUAUCAAAGACCUUUUUCUCAGCUGUCGACACUGGAAGUGACGAUCUAAAAGAAAAGCUUUCCCUCAUGUGUGUGAACGUGCACCUGAGUGUCUCCCAGAUGGCGGAACGCUACUAUAGUGAGCUGCGCAGGCGCUACUACACCACGCCUACCUCCUACCUGGAGCUCAUCAACCUCUACCUGAUCAUGCUCACUGAGAAAAGGAAGCAGUUAGUUUCAGCACGAGAUCGUGUGAAGAAUGGUCUCACCAAGCUAUUAGAAACAAACGUAUUAGUGGAUAAAAUGAAAUUAGACCUUUCGGCUUUAGAACCUGUGCUACUACAGAAAUCACAAGACGUUGAAGCCCUGAUGGAAAAACUGGUGUUGGAUCAAGAAAAUGCUGAUCAGGUCCGAAGUGUUGUGCAAGAAGAUGAAGCAAUAGCAAAAGUGAAAGCCGAAGAGACUCAAGCAAUAGCAGAUGAUGCCCAGAGAGACCUUGAGGAAGCACUCCCUGCCCUAGACGCUGCCAAUAAAGCACUGGAUUCCUUAGAUAAAGCAGAUAUAUCUGAAAUCAGAGUCUUCACAAAGCCCCCUGAUUUGGUCAUGACUGUGAUGGAAGCCAUCUCCAUCCUCUUAAAUGCCAAGCCCGACUGGCCAACAGCAAAGCAACUUCUUGGUGACUCUAACUUCCUGAGGAGGCUUCUAGAAUACGAUAAGGAAAACAUAAAACCUCAGAUAUUGGCAAAGCUUCAAAGGUACAUCAACAAUCCUGACUUUGUGCCCGAGAAGGUGGAAAAGGUGUCCAAAGCCUGUAAAUCCAUGUGCAUGUGGGUGAGAGCCAUGGAUCUGUACUCUCGGGUAGUCAAGGAAGUCGAACCAAAGAGACAAAAACUCAGAGCUGCCCAGGCCGAACUUGACAUUACAAUGGCUACUCUGAGAGAGAAGCAAGCAUUGCUGAAACAAGUGGAAGAUCAAAUAAAGACUUUGCAAGACGAGUACGACAAAGGCGUGAAUGAGAAAGAAAGUCUGGCAAAGAACAUGGCCCUGACCAAAGCACGCCUGGUACGUGCAGGAAAGCUGACGGCUGCCUUAGGAGAUGAACAGGUCCGGUGGGAAGAAAGCAUUGAGAAGUUCCAGGAGGAGAUAGCGAACAUCGUUGGCAAUGUGUUUAUAGCAGCGGCCUGCGUGGCUUAUUAUGGGGCUUUCACAGCCCAGUACAGGCAGUUGCUUAUAGAGUGCUGGAUUGAGUCCUGCCUGGUCCUGGACAUUCCAAUUGACCCCUCCUUCAGUCUCAUUAACAUUCUCGGAGAUCCCUACGAAAUCCGGCAGUGGAACACAGACGGGCUGCCCAGAGACUUGAUAUCCACUGAGAAUGGCAUUUUGGUUACUCAGGGGAGAAGGUGGCCUUUGAUGAUUGAUCCCCAAGAUCAGGCCAACCGCUGGAUAAGAAACAAGGAGAGCAAGAGCGGGCUAAAGGUCAUUAAGCUUACAGACAACAAUUUCUUACGGAUACUAGAAAAUUCUAUCCGGCUGGGUUUGCCUGUCUUGCUGGAAGAGCUCAGAGAAGUCCUGGAUCCAGCCCUGGAACCCAUUCUUUUAAAACAAACUUUCAUUAGUGGCGGAAGACUACUCAUCCGCCUCGGAGAUUCAGACAUCGAUUACGACAAGAGUUUCAGGUUCUAUAUGACAACGAAAAUGCCGAACCCACACUACCUGCCUGAGGUGUGCAUCAAAGUCACCAUCAUCAAUUUCACUGUAACUAAAUCAGGUCUGGAGGAUCAGCUGCUAAGUGAUGUGGUGCGGCUUGAAAAACCUGAGUUGGAGGAACAGCGAAUCAAGCUCAUUGUGAGGAUCAAUAGUGACAAAAACCAGCUGAAAUCCAUUGAAGACAAAAUCCUGAAAUUGCUCUUUACGUCUGAAGGGAAUAUUCUGGAUAACGAAGAACUCAUUGAUACGCUGCAGGACUCAAAGAUCACUUCGGGUGCCAUUAAAACCAGGCUGAAGGAGGCAGAGUCCACGGAGCUGAUGAUCAACAUAGCUCGAGAGAAAUACCGCCCAGUGGCCACACAGGGCUCCGUGAUGUACUUCGUCAUCGCUAGCCUCUCGGAAAUCGAUCCCAUGUAUCAGUAUUCACUCAAGUAUUUUAAACAGCUGUUCAACACAACGAUCGAAACUUCCGAGAAGGCCGACGAUCUGCAGUACCGCCUGAACAUCCUCCUGCAGCAGACCCUGCUCACUGCAUACACCAAUGUUUCCCGGGGGCUUUUCGAGCAGCACAAGCUCAUCUACAGCUUCAUGCUCUGCGUUGAGAUCAUGCGCCAGCAAGGGCAGCUGAAUGAGGCUGAGUGGAAUUUCUUCCUCCGCGGCGCUGCAGGAAUGGAUAAGGAGCGCCCUCCUAAGCCGGAAGCUUCCUGGCUGCCUCUUCACAUGUGGUUCUCCUGCUGUGACUUAGAAGAAACAUUUCCAGUGUUCGAAGGACUUACGAAAAAUAUCCUGCUACAUCCCAUUUCUGUGCGCGUAGGAUCUUUUGAGACAUAUAUUAACCCACAGAAUUGGGAAGGCUAUGUUAAAUCAAAACAGGAAGAGGGAAAGGACCGGAUUUGGGGUUCAGACUUCAGCUCUUUCCAUAAGCUAAUUCUUAUUAAAUGCUGCAAAGAAGAAAAGGUCGUUUUUGCUCUUACAGACUUUGUGAUAGAGAAUCUUGGCAAGCAGUUUAUCGAGACACCUCCAGUAGACCUGGCCACUCUCUAUCAGGACAUGUCAAGCAGCACACCGCUGGUGUUCAUCUUGAGCACAGGCUCUGAUCCCAUGGGCGCCUUUCAAAGGUUUGCCCGGGAGAGUGGGUAUGCAGAACGAGUGCAGUCAAUUUCCCUGGGCCAGGGACAAGGCCCCAUUGCCGAGAAGAUGAUCAAGGAUGCAAUGAAGACUGGAAACUGGGUGUUCCUGCAGAACUGCCAUCUUGCUGUUUCCUGGAUGCUGGCAAUGGAAGAGCUGAUCAAAACCUUCACAGAUCCAAGUCAGGCCAUCAAGGAGACGUUCCGACUUUUUCUAAGCUCCAUGCCUAGUCCCACAUUUCCUGUGACAGUCCUUCAGAACUCCGUCAAGGUAACCAAUGAGCCUCCAAAGGGCUUACGUGCAAAUAUCAGAAGAGCCUUUACUGAGAUGACACCUUCAUUUUUUGAAGAAAAUAUACUUGGAAGAAAAUGGAGACAACUAAUAUUUGGCAUUUGUUUCUUCCAUGCAAUUAUUCAGGAGAGAAAGAAGUUUGGCCCCCUUGGCUGGAAUAUCUGCUAUGAAUUUAAUGACAGUGAUAGAGAAUGUGCCUUACUGAACCUCAACCUUUACUGCCAUGAAGGGAAGAUCCCCUGGGAUGCACUAAUUUACAUUACCGGUGAAAUCACCUAUGGUGGGAGAGUGACCGACACCUGGGAUCAGAGAUGUCUUCGAACUGUCUUGAAAAGAUUUUUCUCUCCUGAGACACUGAACGCUGAUUAUAAGUACUCAGAAUCAGGCAUCUAUUUUUCCCCCUUGGCUGACAGUCUCCAAGAGUUUAAGGACUACAUUGAAGAUCUACCUUUGAUAGAUGAUCCAGAAAUUUUUGGAAUGCAUGAAAAUGCCAACCUAGUUUUUCAGUACAAGGAGACCAACACCCUCAUCAACACCAUCCUUGAGGUUCAGCCAAGAUCCUUCUCGGGUGGCGAGGGGAAGAGCAAUGAUGAAAUCGUCCAGGAGCUUGUUGCUUCAAUCCGGACCAGAGUUCCAGAAGUCCUGCAAAUGGAGGGAGCUUCCGAGAGCCUUUUUGUCAAGGACGCUCAAGGCCGCCUGGACUCUCUGACCACCGUCCUUGGCCAGGAAGUGGACCGGUUCAACAACCUGCUGAAGUUGAUACAUAUUUCUCUAGAAACACUCAACAAAGCCAUUGCUGGACUUGUGGUGAUGUCCGAAGAAAUGGAAAAAGUGUACCAGAGUUUCCUCAACAACCAGGUUCCCUCUCUUUGGUCUAACACAGCCUACCCAUCGCUGAAGCCGCUGGGAUCGUGGGUCAAAGACCUUAUUCUGAGGACUGCAUUCGUGGAUCUGUGGCUCAAAAGAGGACGGCCCAAGUCCUUCUGGAUUUCCGGGUUCUUCUUUCCUCAAGGAUUCCUCACAGGAACUCUUCAGAACCAUGCUCGAAAAUAUAAUUUGCCUAUAGAUGAACUGAGUUUCAAGUAUAACAUGAUUCCAGUCUACCGAAAUCAAGCCUCAGUGAUAGAAGCUGCCAAGGACAUUCAGUUUGGAGAACAACUGCCCAUGGACCUGCAGCUGCCCUCUCCUGAAGAUGGAGUUCUUGUUCAUGGGAUGUUCAUGGAUGCUUCUCGGUGGGAUGAUCAAGAGAUGGUCAUAGAGGACGCACUGCCAGGACAGAUGAACCCUAUGCUGCCUGUAGUUCAUUUUGAACCACAACAAAACUACGAGCCAAUCCAAACACUCUACCACUCCCCACUCUACAAGACAGGAGCGCGGGCAGGAACACUUUCAACUACAGGCCAUUCCACCAACUUCGUGGUGACCGUCCUCUUACCCUCCAAGCGGCCCAAUGACUACUGGAUCUCCAAGGGAUCCGCGUUGCUCUGCCAGCUGAGUGAGUGAUGGGGCCGUGCUAAUCCAGAG
Molecule: messenger RNA, 12456 nt
Organism: Arvicola amphibius (Eurasian water vole)
Lineage: Eukaryota; Metazoa; Chordata; Mammalia; Rodentia; Cricetidae
Gene: Dnah6
Product: dynein axonemal heavy chain 6
Exons: 76
Coding region: 1-12435 (4144 amino acids)
Biological process (GO): microtubule-based movement
Cellular component (GO): dynein complex
Molecular function (GO): ATP binding; ATP hydrolysis activity; dynein intermediate chain binding
Source: RefSeq, a predicted model, not a curated record